Molecule: messenger RNA, 4302 nt
Organism: Colletotrichum graminicola M1.001
Lineage: Eukaryota; Fungi; Ascomycota; Sordariomycetes; Glomerellales; Glomerellaceae
Product: ABC transporter
Exons: 16
Coding region: 1-4302 (1433 amino acids)
Biological process (GO): transmembrane transport
Cellular component (GO): membrane
Molecular function (GO): ATP binding; ABC-type transporter activity; ATP hydrolysis activity
Source: RefSeq, a predicted model, not a curated record
AUGUGGGUCUCGCAGCCGGUCUGCCCUGCCGGCAAAGAUGACUCGCUCGGUCCGUGGGCCGGAGACUACUGCCGGGGAGGCUUUGACCUCACGCUACUGUUCGAGGAAGCCAUACUUGCGGUUCCCUUGCAAUCCCUCCUCCUGCUCGUGCUCCCCAUCUGUGCCCUACGCCUAGCAAGGUCGGAUGUCAAGGACGUCGCCAGCACACUACGCCACCUCAAAGCCUCUGCAUCCGUUUGCCUGGUUGCCCUCAACCUUGCCCAUCUCGUACUGUGUAUCACCACGCCCUCGGAUGCCCCCCCCCGCACACGGGCAACCAUUCCCACUGCUGUCCCCAGCCUCGUUGCCUCGCUCGGGGUGGGUUUGUUGUUAUGGCUCUCGCACGAACGGUCCCUGAGGCCGUCCUUCAUCCUCUCCACUUACCUCUCCCUGUCGGUCCUGCUGGACACCGCCCGUGAUCGAACUUUGGCUGUCAUGGUCCUUCUUGAAUCGACAGAGAAGCGCCGCAUACUAGUUCCGCGACACAAAGGAUACUCCAAGGAGGUCACCAGCGGGACUUUCAGCAGAUCCGUCUUUUUCUGGCUGACGUCGCUCUUUGUCAAUGGAUACAGGAACAUCCUCCGCCUGGACGACCUCUACCCACUGGAUCCGAAGCUAGCCUCAGGGCCUAUAUACAGGAAACUCGCCGACGCGUGGGACAAAGUCCCGGACAAAACCGUACCCGGCGCCCUGUUCAGCACCUGGCUCUAUACGUUUGCGGGUCCCCUGUCUGCGCUCAUCGUCCCGAAACUCUUCCAGAUUGCUUUCAAUUAUGCCCAGCCGUUUCUCAUAGACGAGUCGAUCCGCCUGGCCAGCCAGCCGCAGACGCGGCUCUACAACAAUCGUGGCUUUGGAUUGAUAGGGGCGUACGCUCUUGUCUAUACCGGCAUUGCUGUUUCGACGGGUCAGUAUGAUUGGCGCAAUCAGCGUGCGGGAUCGAUCACGAGAGGUAGCACAAGAGCACUUGUCUACAGGAAAGCACUGAGACUGGAUCUAUCGUCGCCGAACAUCAGUCCCUCGGGAGCAUUGACUUUGGUUGGGACCGAUACCGAGACUAUCAGCAAAGGCAUCACCCAUCUUCAUGAGGUGUGGGGAGGGCUCCUGGAGAUCGGGAUUGGGAUUUACCUAAUCUACAGGCAACUUGGGGCUGCUUGCGCCAUGCCCAUCGCCCUCAUCUUUGCCGUCCUCAUUGCCACGGCCUUUUUCGCCAUUCCGACUGGCAAAGCGUCAGCAGAAUGGAUCAAAGCCUCACAGGACCGAGUUUCAACAACCCCGAAGACGUUGGGAAGUAUAAAGUGGCUGAAAGCCUCCGGUCUUAAUGACGUGGCCUUUUUGGUUAUCCAGAAGCUCCGGGUUACUGAGCUGGAGGUGUCAAGAAGAUUUAGGAUCUUGCUCGGCGUCUCUAUGAUGUUCUCAUCCCGGCGCGGCGACACUUUGACACUUCAAAAGGCUUUCACGGCAUACUCUCUGUUGAUCCUGGUGAACCAGCCUCUGGUUGGUAUUGUCAUGGGUCUGCCCCUUCUCGCAACUGCCAUGACGUCUUUCCAGAGAAUUCAAGACUUCCUGAAUGGAAAGGAGCGCAACAACAGCGGACUCAUCGCGGACAGUCCGAAGCGAAGUGAAAAUAUCUUGACGGGGAACAUGGAUUCUCGGCGCCCCGAUCGGAAGACCGUGCCGUCGCAGGAUCUCGAGCUCUUGGAAUUGCAAGGGGACGACUCUGCACGGUCCAAUCUUGCUGAAAACGUCGUCAUUUCCGUCAAAGGAACGUUCGCGUGGUCGGAAGACUCCAAACCUGUCAUUGACAUCGACAACUGGAACAUCAAGCGAGGGGCUUUUACUUUGGUUCUGGGGCCUGUUGGAUGCGGAAAGUCGACACUUCUCAAAGCUCUCCUCGGUGAACUUUCAUCCUUCAAUGGAACUAUACAUACAAACCUGAGCGGCAUCGCAUACUGCAGCCAAACCGCGUGGAUACCGAACGAUACGGUACGGAACAUCAUUAUUGGCUUUGCAGCCUUUGAUCCGUCCUGGUUUCAGACUGUCAUUAGAGCCUGUGCUUUGGAGCAAGACAUCUCCAACUGGCCACAGGGAGAGGAUACUGUGGCUGGGAGCAAGGGGAUUUCCAUGAGUGGCGGACAGAAACAUCGGCUGGCUAUUGCGCGAGCUUUGUACGCAAGAGAGGAGCUGCUGCUUUUCGACGACGUCUUCAGCGGUCUUGACCCUGGUACUGAAGACAUCGUCUUUAACGGCCUUUUUGGUAGCGACGGCUUGCUUAAUGAUACUGACACGACCGUUGUCUUGACAUCGUCCAAUUCGCGUCGACUACCAUUUGCCGACGAAGUCAUCGUUCUCAGUGAAGAUGGCCAGAUCAUAAACAACGAAAUAGCCGGGCGAUCUACCAGGGAGCAAUCUCUCGGGAAGGAGACCGUCGAAUUGAAUAACUUCCCGAAAGCGGCACCUCGUCAAGCUGGAAGCUACAAUGACUCUUCGCCAGCUGCGUUAUUGGGCAUGCUUGAGGAUCAGGCUGACGCCACACGUCAACUGGGCGAUUGGGGCAUGUACAGUUUCUACGCCAAGGCCGCCGGAUGGUUCAGUCUGACUGCCUUCGUCAGCGCCAUGGUUGUAUUCGCCUUUUGCGAUUCUUUUCCAGAUAUUUGGCUCAAGUGGUGGGCGGAAUCGAACGAGACGAGGCCGAACAAGGACCUUGGCAGGUGGCUUGGUGUCUACGCUGCUCUUGGGGUCGGAUCUGUCGGAUCUGUCUUGUUUGGUAUGUGGCAACUCUUCAUCGUCAUCAUCAAUCGGUCCGGCGUCUAUUUUCACGGUGUAUUGCUAGACACCACGUCUCGUGCACCGAUGUCAUUCCACAGUUCCAUAGACAGCGGGGUCACAGUCAACAGAUUCAGUCAGGACCUCCAACUCAUCGACAUGGCACUUCCGUCAGCUGCACUCGGGCUAGCCAUUGGCGUAGCGGUCGGGGUGGCCCGCUUCAUCAUGAUUUCCGUAUCCUCUCGAUACAUGGCCGUCAUCCUUCCCUUACUGAUCCCUAUAUUCUGCUCCAUCCAGCACUUCUAUCUUCGCACCUCGCGCCAGGUGCGUCUCCUCGACAUCGAGCACAAGGCACCGCUCUACUCCCAUCUGAUCGAGACCCUCGAGGGUUUGGCGACAGUAAGAGCGUUCAGGUGGGAGGACGACUUUGAGAAGACGAACCUGCACCGACUGGACAACUCACAACGACCCAGCUACCUGCUCACUUGUCUCCAGCAGUGGCUGACAUUUUCCGUGGACAUGGUGAUUGCGGUGAUCGCGAUUGUGAUGAUGACGCUCGUCACGACAAUGCGGGAACAGAUCGGGCCUGGGUUCAUUGGCAUUGCUUUGACCAAUAUCUUGUCCUUUAGCGGUAUAGUAAAAACGAUCAUCACUUCAUGGGUCACUUUGGAGAUCUCACUCGGCGCGGUUGCGCGGGUGAGGAACUUCACCCUGACCACCAGACCCGAAGGGGAUGCCGAGACCCAUCUUGCUGCGCCGGAAGAUGAGUGGCCCAUUCGAGGUGCGGUAAAGAUCCGUGGCGCAACAGCGUCAUAUUCGUCAUCCGGUCCGGUCCUAAAAGGGGUCGACUUGUCGAUACAGCCAGGCCAAAAGGUCGCAAUAUGCGGUCGAACAGGCAGCGGCAAAAGCUCACUCAUGCUCUGUCUCCUCCGCAUGAUGGAGCUAGAUGCCGGGUCUAUUACGAUCGACGGCAUCGACAUCUCCACCCUUCCGCAUGAGUACGUCCGCUCCAAGCUCGUGGCCGUGCCGCAAGAGUCAUACAUCUUUGACGGGACAGUCCGUCUGAAACUCGACCCCACCGAGACUGCCCCAGACUCCGAGGUCGUGAGCGUUCUUGAAAAGCUACAGCUCUGGGCCAAGGUGGAGGAGCGAGGCGGCCUCGACGCGGUCAUCGACGACACGUUCUUUUCGCAGGGCGAGGCGCAGCUGUUGGUCUUCGCGCGGGCGAUGCUGAGGAAGGGCAAGGUGCUGGUCUUGGAUGAAAUCAGCAGCAGCCUGAACGAAGAGUCGAGCCGGGUUGUCAACGAGGUCCUCCGGACGUGGUUCCACGACUGGACCGUCAUCGUCAUUGCACACAAGCUGGAGUCGAUCCUGGAGUUUGACCGAGUUGCGGUCAUUGAUGCGGGGGUGGUAGUCGACUAUGACGAGCCGCAACGGCUCCUCGGUCGCGCCUCCUCUUUCAAGGCACUGUAUGAGCACUCGUCUCGGCCGAUCUCUUAA